Messenger RNA from Rana temporaria (common frog), 2221 nucleotides. RefSeq names its product MBL associated serine protease 2 (gene MASP2). The transcript is spliced from 11 exons. NCBI's taxonomy places the organism in Eukaryota, Metazoa, Chordata, Amphibia, Anura, Ranidae. The record is from RefSeq and is a predicted model, not a curated record. Gene Ontology annotation, molecular function: calcium ion binding; serine-type endopeptidase activity. Gene Ontology annotation, cellular component: extracellular region. The coding region runs from base 130 to 2190 and encodes 686 amino acids. Gene Ontology annotation, biological process: complement activation; proteolysis.
AACAUAGUAAGCCCUAUUCCAAAUAAAGGUCACUGGCCUCCUGAGAUUGUGACACUGACCAAAGGUAGAGUAAAAGCAAAGAGCCAAAGGCAGCAGAAAACAGAGGAGCAAAAACAGAGAACAGACAACAUGAGACUCUGCUAUCUUCUAAUUAUCAGUAUCGUAACCCUCCCACAUGCAUACGGCAUACAACUGAGCGGACUGUAUGGAAGGAUGGCUUCUCCUGGGUUUCCGAAGCCGUACCCUAAUGAACAGACUCUGACCUGGAACAUCCAAGUCCCUGAGGGACAUCGGGUCAAAAUCUACUUUACCCACUUUGACCUGGAGCUGUCUUAUCUGUGUGAAUAUGACUAUAUCAAGCUCACUUCCCAGGGGAAGGAUGUGGCCCAUUUAUGUGGUAAGGAGUCUACAGACACGGAAAAAGCCCCCGGAGACACGACUUUCUACUCCCUUGACAAUAAGAUGACUGUCACAUUUCGGAGUGACUACUCCAACGAGAAGCAAUUCACCGGCUUUGAGUGUUUCUAUGUGGCUGAAGAUAUAAAUGAGUGUGUGAAGAAGAACGAGGAUGAGGAGGACACAUGUGACCACCACUGUCACAAUCACCUUGGUGGUUAUUAUUGCAGCUGCCGACCUGGCUUCAAUCUGCACACAGACAAGAAAACCUGCAUAGUUCAGUGCAAGGAUGAGACGUACACCACAAGCUCAGGGGACAUUACAAGCCCAGACUUUCCGGGUAUCUACCCCAAACUCACCAACUGCAAGUACACCAUCCAGGCAGAAGAGGGCUUCUCCAUUCUUCUGAGGUUCGUGCACUUUGACAUCGAGUCACAUCCAGAUACCGUGUGCCCCUAUGAUCGGCUCCAGGUUGCAGCCAAAGGGAAAGAAAUUGCUGUCCUGUGUGGAGAGACACUACCACCAGAGAUCGACACAAGGAGUAAUAAAGUGGAUAUUGUGUUCACAACAGAUGGAUCAGGACAUCACACGGGCUGGAACCUUCAGUACACAGUAAAGGCUCUUCCAUGUCCCGAUCCUGUGCUGCCAUCCAGAGGACAUUUUACGCCUGUGAAGAAAACAUACGUUGUGAAGGAUCGCUUGGAGCUUAAAUGCGAAAAAGGAUACGAGCUCAUAGAGAAUGGAAUGAUCAUAUCCUCCUUCACUGCAGUGUGUGGUGUUACUGGACAAUGGAAUAAGAAAAUACCAAUAUGUGAAAUUGUUGACUGUGGACCCCCAGCGGCUCUAGAAAAUGGGAAUUACUUCUUUGUGACCAGCAACGGUGUGACUACAUACAAUGCCAAAAUCCAGUACAACUGCGCAACUUUCUAUAUAAUGAAAGAUGACAUAGUGGAGUAUCAAUGUGGAUCUGAAGGAAAGUGGGUAAAAAAAGAUACAACGACGACAUCACUGCCAAUAUGUGAGCCUGAUUGUGGAAAAAGGACCAAACAAGCCAUACAACGUAUAAUCGGUGGUACACAUGCCUAUCUUGGACAGUUCCCAUGGCAAGUAUUGAUAAAAGGCAACAUUGGGGAUGGAGCCGGAGCCCUGCUCUAUGAUAAGUGGAUUAUAACCGCUGCCCAUGUUGUAGUAGGCACCGACCUACCCGAACUUAAAAUGAAAAUGGGGUUCGUCAGUAGGAAUGACACAAACUUCUAUAAGGCUGAACCAGAAGCCAUCUAUAUUCACCCCAGUUACAGAAACGAUGAGACAUACAACCACGACAUUGCUCUGAUUAAACUCAAAGGCAAAGUGCCGAUUAAUGACGCCAUCAUCGGUAUAUGUCUUCCGACCACAGAGGACCGAAACCGGAUCAGUGAUGCCGAUAAUGAUCUUCAUGUUGGGGAAGUGUCUGGCUGGGGUGACACAGGAAGGAAUCCACAUUCAAGACAUCUGCGCUUUGUCCAUGUGAACAUAAUCAACCAUGGCAAAUGUAUGAACGCCUAUAGUGGAAAGCCAAUCAAAGCCAAGGUCACCGAAAACAUGAUCUGUGCCGGUCAUGAAGAUGGCGGAAAGGAUUCUUGCCAGGGUGACAGUGGAGGUGCAUUGGUUUUCUUAGAUAGUGAAAGAGAACGUUAUUUCAUUGGUGGGAUUGUGUCCUGGGGGGAGAACUGUGGGGCUAAAGGUGUAUAUGGAGUGUAUACAAAAGUAAGUAACUACCUUGACUGGAUACGCAAUACUGUCCAGAACAAAUAAAGAUCCGUCUUAAUAAAGUACUUAAACAUGU